Molecule: messenger RNA, 6822 nt
Organism: Otolemur garnettii (small-eared galago)
Lineage: Eukaryota; Metazoa; Chordata; Mammalia; Primates; Galagidae
Gene: NR3C1
Product: nuclear receptor subfamily 3 group C member 1
Exons: 9
Coding region: 510-2840 (776 amino acids)
Biological process (GO): nuclear receptor-mediated glucocorticoid signaling pathway; regulation of DNA-templated transcription
Cellular component (GO): nucleus
Molecular function (GO): sequence-specific DNA binding; zinc ion binding; nuclear glucocorticoid receptor activity
Source: RefSeq, a predicted model, not a curated record
GUGCGCGCCGUGGCGCCGCCUCCACCCGCCCCCCGCUCGGUCCCGCUCGCUCGCCCGCCCAGGCCGGGCUGCCCUUUCGCUGCUCCGCGCUCCCUGCCCUCCGCCGCCGCCUCCUCCUCCAUUUUGCGAGCUCGUGUCUGUGACUGGAGCCCGAGUGGAGUCACCGCCCGCCCGUCGGGGACGGAUUCAGUGGGUGGAAGGAGACGCGGCUACCGGAGCGGCCGAAACGCCGGGACAGGGGACGCGCGCCCGGGAGCCCGGACCUGCGGACUGGGAAGGGAGAGGGGCGGAGGGCUGGCCUGUCAGUUGGGAAAUGGGAGACUUUCUUAAAUAGGGGCUCUCCCCUCCCCCCAUGGAGAAGGGGGCGGCUGUUUACUUCCUUUUUUUAGAAAAAAAUAUUUCCCUCCUGCUCCUCCUGCUUUCACACGCUAAGUUGUUUAUCUCGGCUGCGGUGGGAGCUGCGGACGGUGGCGGGUGAGCGGCGCCGCUGGCAGAGCUGAUACUAACAUAUGGACUCCAAAGAAUCAUUAACUCCUCCCAGUAGAGAAGAAGUCCCCAGCGGUGUGCUCAGUCAGGAGAGGGGAAAUGUGAUGGAUUUCUAUAAAACCCUAAGGGGAGGAGCCACUGCGAAGGUUUCUGCAUCUUCACCCUCACUGGCUAUUCCUUCUCAAUCAGACUCCAAGCAGCAGAGACUUUUGGUUGAUUUUCCGAAGGGCUCAGUAAGCAAUGUCCAGCAGCCGGAUCUGUCCAAAGCAGUUUCACUCUCAAUGGGACUGUAUAUGGGAGAGCCAGAAACAAAAGUGAUGGGAAAUGACCUGGGAUUUCCACAGCAGGGCCAAAUCAGCCUUUCCUCUGGGGAAACAGACUUUCGGCUCCUGGAAGAAAGCAUCGCAAACCUCAGUAGGUCGACCAGUGUUCCUGAGGAGCCCAAGAGUUCAGCAUCUGCUGCUGCUUCUGCCCCUACAGAGAAGGACUGUCAAAAAACUCUCUCUGAUAUAGCUUCAGAGCAGCAAAAUCUGAAGGGCCAGACUGGUACCAAUGGUGGCAAUGUGAAAUUGUAUGCCACAGACCAAAGCACCUUGGACAUUUUGCAGGAUUUGGAGUUUUCUUCUGGAUCCCCAGGUAAAGAGACGAACGAGAGUCCAUGGAGAUCAGACCUGUUAAUAGAUGAAAACUGUUUGCUUUCUCCUUUGGAAGGAGAUGAUGAUCCAUUCCUUUUGGAAGGAAACUCAAAUGAGGACUGUAAGCCUCUCAUUUUACCAGACACUAAGCCUAAAAUUAAGGAUAAUGGAGAUCUGAUCUUAUCAAGCCCUAACAGUGUACCACUGCCCCAAGUGAAAACAGAAAAAGAAGAUUUCAUUGAACUCUGCACCCCUGGUGUAAUUAAGCAGGAGAAAUUAGGCCCAGUUUACUGUCAGGCAAACUUUUCUGGGGCAAACAUAAUUGGUAAUAAAACGUCUGCCAUUUCUGUUCAUGGUGUGAGUACGUCUGGAGGACAGAUGUACCACUAUGACAUGAAUACAGCAUCCCUUUCUCAACAGCAGGAUCAGAAGCCUAUUUUUAAUGUCAUUCCACCAAUUCCUGUUGGUUCCGAAAAUUGGAAUAGGUGCCAAGGAUCUGGAGAUGACACCUUGACUCCCUUGGGGACUUUGAACUUCCCUGGUCGAUCAGCUUUUUCUAACGGCUAUUCAAGUCCUGGACUGAGACCAGAUGUAAGCUCUCCCCCAUCGAGCUCAUCCACAGCAGCAGGACCACCUCCCAAACUCUGCCUGGUGUGCUCUGACGAAGCUUCUGGGUGUCACUAUGGAGUCUUGACUUGCGGAAGCUGUAAAGUAUUCUUCAAAAGAGCAGUGGAAGGUAGACAGCACAAUUAUCUCUGUGCUGGAAGAAAUGAUUGCAUCAUUGAUAAAAUUCGAAGAAAAAACUGCCCAGCAUGCCGCUAUAGAAAAUGUCUUCAAGCUGGAAUGAACCUGGAAGCUCGAAAAACAAAGAAAAAAAUAAAGGGAAUUCAACAAGCUACAACUGGAGUCUCUCCAGAAACUUCUGAAAGUCCUGCUAACAAAACAGUAGUUCCUGCAACGUUACAGCUCACCCCGACCCUGGUGUCCCUGUUGGAGGUCAUUGAACCUGAGGUGUUAUAUGCAGGAUACGACAGCUCCGUUCCAGACUCAACUUGGAGGAUCAUGACCACACUGAACAUGUUAGGAGGGCGGCAAGUCAUCGCAGCAGUGAAGUGGGCAAAGGCAAUACCAGGUUUCAGGAACUUGCACCUGGACGACCAGAUGACCCUCCUGCAGUACUCCUGGAUGUUUCUCAUGGCAUUCGCCCUGGGGUGGAGGUCGUACCGACAGUCCAGCGCAAACAUGCUCUGCUUCGCUCCUGAUCUGAUUAUCAACGAGCAGAGAAUGACUCUACCCUGCAUGUAUGACCAAUGUAAACAUAUGCUAUUUGUCUCCUCUGAGUUACAAAGGCUUCAGGUAUCUUACGAAGAGUAUCUCUGUAUGAAAACCUUACUGCUCCUCUCUUCAGUUCCUAAGGAAGGUUUGAAGAGCCAAGAGCUUUUUGAUGAAAUUAGAAUGACCUACAUCAAAGAGCUAGGAAAAGCCAUUGUCAAGCGGGAAGGAAACUCCAGUCAGAACUGGCAGCGGUUUUAUCAACUAACAAAACUCUUAGACUCCAUGCAUGAAGUGGUUGAAAAUCUCCUUAACUAUUGCUUCCAAACAUUUUUGGAUAAGACCAUGAGUAUUGAAUUCCCAGAGAUGUUAGCUGAGAUCAUUACCAAUCAGAUACCAAAAUAUUCAAAUGGAAAUAUCAAGAAACUUCUGUUUCAUCAAAAGUGACUGCCUUAAUAAGAAAGGUUGCCUUAAAGAAAGUUAAAUUUAUAGCUUUUAUUGUACAAACUAUCAAUCUGUCCUGUAGAAGUUUUGUUGUUUUAUUUUUGUUGUCGUUGUUCGUUUUUGUCUGUUUUGUUUUAAAUACGCACUACAUGUGGUUUAUAGAGGGCCAAGACCUGGCAACAGAAGCAGUUGAGUCAUCACUUUUCAGUGAUGGGGAAGUGGACAGUGAAAUUCAUGAGCUGGUCUAUCCCCAGAAAAUAGACACAGUAACGUGGAGAUACUCUCCACCGUGGGAGAAGGAUGGCACCUAAACCACCAGUGCCCAAAGUCCGUGUAAUGAACUUUCUGCUUAUCCUUUUCACAGUUGGCUGGAUAAAAUUUUCUAGACUUUUUUGUUGGUGUAUUUCCCCCUGUAUAGUUAGGAUAGCAUUUUUUGAUUUAUGCAUGGAAACCUGAAAAAAGUUUACAAGUGUAUAUCAGAAAAGGGAAGUUGUGCCUUUUAUAGCUAUUACUGUCUGGUUUUAACAAUUUCCUUUAUAUUCAGUGAACUACGCUUGCUCAUUUUUUUCUUACAUAAUUUUUGUAUUCAAGUUAUUGUACAGCUGUUUAAGAUGGGCAGCUAGUUCAUAGCUUUCCUAAAUAAACUCUAAACAUUAAUCUUCUGUGUGAAAAUGGGUUGGUGCUUCUAACCUGAUGGCACUUAGCUAUCAGAAGACCACAAAAAUUGACUCAAAUCUCCAGUAUUCUUGUCAUAAAAAAGCUCAUACUUUGUAUAUAUCUGCUUCAGUGGAAAAUUAUAUAGGUUGUGCAAAUGAACCGUCCUAACUGGUAUAGAGCACCUAGUCCAGUGACCCGCUCCGGUAACCUGUGGAUGAUGGUUGCAAAAGACUAAUUUAAAAAUUCAUAAGAACUACCAAGAGGCCCUGUUUGUACCUAAUGCCCUAUUUCUGCAAUGGUUAGAUGGCAAGAAAGUUGGUCAACUAUAAUUGUCUUUCGGGACCUUUUGUAGUAGUUUGUAUAACUUCUUAAAAGUUGUGAUUCCAGAUAACAAGCUGUGACACAGCUGAGAGAUUUUUAAUCAGAGCAAGUAGUUACUCUCACUAAACUUUACCCCCAAACUAAAUCUCUAAUACGACAAAAGUGGCGAGACACCCAUUUUCACAUUCCCACCCGUCGCCAAUUGGUCAGCCUUUCUUGGUGGUCCAGGAAAGCUCAGCUACUGAUUUUUGUGAUUUAGAGCUGUGUGUCGGACAUCCCUGUUUAUAAAACCACACGUCCCUCCAUGUGCCAUAGAGUUUAACACAAGUCUUGUGACUUUCUUCACUGUUAAGAAUUAUCAUUUUAAGGAAAAUAGAAGCUGUAGUAGCCCUUUCUGUGUGCACCUUACCAACUUUCUGUAAACUCGAUAGAUUUACUAAGCCACAAGAAAUCUGAUUUCUAUUUGAGGUGGCCAAAUUAUUUGUGUAAUAGAAAACUGAAAAUCUAAUAUUAAAAAAUAUGAAACUUCUAAUAUAUUUUUAUAUUUAGUUAUAGUUUCAGAUAUAUAUCAUAUUGGUAUUCACUAAUCUGGGAAGGGAAGGGCUACUGCAGCUUUACAUGCAAUUUAUUAAAAUGAUUGUAAAAUAGCUUGUAUAGUGUAAAAUAAGAAUGAUUUUUAGAUGAGAUUGUUUUAUCGCGACAUGUUAUAUAUUUUUUGUAGGGGUCAAAGAAAUGUGGAUGGAUAACCUAUAUGAUUUAUAGUUUGUGCAAGCAUUCAUACAGGCAGCAACGGUUUCAGAAACCAAACAGAUUUUCUCUAGAGGAAGAGCGAGAUGAAAACGGGCCCUGUGUGCAGUGAAAGUUGCUGAGGCUCUGACCCAAUCAGAUCACAGAGGAUGUAAUCCUUUGCCUCCCAUCCUGACCACCUUCUCUUUCCAACAGUGAGUCUGUUGACACAGGUUUAGUUUUCUAAAGUGUGGAAAUGGGACAGAAAAAGUCGUCUUGCAUAUUUAUAGGCACCGUCUAACAGCGGGAUGAUUUUCACACAUGGCCUAUACAGACAAAUGAAAACAGAGGCUUUGGGAGUUUGGCAAUAACACACAGAGGUACCAGCAAUAUGUAAAUAGUGCAGAAGCUCAUAGGUUGCUGAUAAUACACUAAUUCCUUUCUACCCUAUGGUAAGAGUUCAUUUGCCCCCCAAAUGAGGACAUGUUUUAUGUUUUCUUUGAAUGCUUUUUGAAUGUUCUUUGUUAUUUUCAGUAUUUCGGAGAAAUUAUUUAAUAAAAUACAUAAUCAUUUGCUUUUUUGAAUGCUCUCUAAAAGGGAAUGUAACAUUUGGAGAUGGUUUGUAACCCAGCUGGACGUGAUAUUUAUAUGGUGCCUAAGAAAUACUGCUUGAAUAUUAUCAAUGACAGUGUUAAGUUUCCAAAAGGGCUUCUAAAAAGUAGAUUAUUGUGUAUUUAUAGAAUGUUAUAUGUAUACGAUUAAAACCAGAAAGCACAUCACACAGUCUUAUUUUAGUCCCAAAAACGUUGGUAUUCAAAAACCAGAGCUCAGUGGAAAAAGAUGUGUGCACUUCAUUGUCCAUAGGAAGUCAGCUAACCUUCAUCACACAACCGUAGGAGGCUUUUUGUUAAAUGGAAGAAGAAGCUGUGCCCUUUUAGAGUAUGUGGAGAAGAAGAAAGUUAUCGUAAUCAUGUUUGAGUGUAAUUAUGGAUUUAAGUGGAAAAGGAUACGGUGUUGUCUGAGAGCAUCUUUAUUUUCUGUGUAUGUGGUAUCUUGCCACACCCAACUGCUGAAGUUUAUAGCAACUUCAGUGACAGUUGGUGCAUGCCUAGGUGACUCAACAAAUCCUGAAAAGUAUUUUUAAUCAAUGGUGGGGAAAAGUGACCUUUUCAGUGCUUUUCAGUAUUCUUGUGGGAUACUAUACAAGCCAAAUUGAGGAGCUAACAACAUAAUACUUUGGGGGAUAUAUACCCAAGAACCUGAAAGAGUACCUGCCUUCUCUUGAAAAAAAACAAACAAAAAAAAAUUGCCAUUCCAAAUAGAAAACUAAUAUGAUUAGUGAAUAUGGAAUGCUUGAUAAUUAGCAUAAGAUGAGCUCUGGGCAUGCACUGUAAGGAAAGCCAGUCUCCCUUCCGAAUUUGGAGUGGAGAGAUAGGCAAUUCCAAUUUUACUUAAGUCUUACCAUUUUAGUUCCCUUUUUAAAUAUUCUGAAACUACAUCACCAUCGAAUGGACAUUAUCAGACUUGGAUGUUUCAAAACUCUAAGAACCACGGCGGCCUUAGGUGAGAUCUGAUGGUUGGUCACCCCAACAACUGUAGCUGUAGAUGAAUGUAUUUCUCUAUGUGCCUGGUUUCAGUAUUGGAAGAGAAGAUAAAAACAUAAGGAGGAUUCUUUAAACCAUUUUAAAUGGAAGUUUCAUCAUUUUCCAGACUAUUUGCAGUCAACCCGAUCCACCAACGAUUAGUGACCAGGUUUUCAGGAAAGGAUUAGCUUCUCUCUAGAAAAUGUCUGAAAGAAGGAUUUUAUUUUCUAAUGAAAGGCUGUAUGAAAAUACCCUCCUCAAAUAACUUGCUUAACUACAUAUAGAGUCAAGUGUGUCAAUAUUCUAUUUUGUAUAUUAAACAAAUGCUAUAUAAUGGGGACAAAUCUAUAUUAUACUGUGUAUGGCAUUAUUAAGAAGCUUUUUCAUUAUUUUUUAUCACAGUAAUUUUAAAAUGUGUAAAAAUUAAAACCAGUGACUCCUGUUUAAAAAUAAAAGUUGUAGUUUUUUAUUCAUGCUGAAUAAUAAUCUAUAGUAAAAAAAAAAAAAUGUCUUUUUACCUACGCAGUGAAAUGUCAGACUUGUGUGGAAAUGUUUAACUUUUAUUUUUCAUUUAAAUUUGCUGUUCUGGUAUUACCAAACCACACAUUUGUACUGAAUUGGCAGUAAAUGUUAGUUAGCCAUUUACAGCAAUGCCAAAUAUGGAGAAACAUCAUAAUAAAAAAACUCUGCUUUUUCAU